AUCGUCAGCUUUUAAAUCAGCUGUUUAAUUGUGCUUAAUCAAAUAAUGUGAAUUUUUAACAUAGAUAUUGUACAAACUGCAGUAAAGGUUACAUUGUGUACACUUAAAUAAUCGAAGAAAUGUCUAAAUAUUCGCAACAAGAUAAAUAUUGGACGUUACCAGCUCAGAAUCAGUACAACUUUGAUAACAGUGGUUUUGGUCAACCUAACCAACAAUUUGAAUUCACAAGUUAUAACGACCAACAAUCUGGAGAUUAUAGUUACAAUACACAACAAGAAUAUUUAAAUCCAAGUCAGAGUUCAUAUGCUGGUGAUUUGUAUACACCAGAAAAUUACAAUCAAGGAAGUUCUAACUUUAAUGAUGAAGAAGAUGAACCACCGUUGUUAGAAGAAUUAGGAAUAGACCCAGAUAGAAUUUUACAAAAAACAUUGGCUGUUCUUAAUCCAUUUCACAGACGGGGUCAAACAGAUGAUGCUAAUUAUCUCUUACAAGAUUCAGAUCUAGCGGGACCUUUAGCAUUUUGCCUUAUGCUUGCAGCAGCAUUGCUCUUAGCUGGAUCUAAAGCACACUUUGGCUAUGUAUAUGGAUUAGCAACAACAUCUUGUCUUUUGAUGUAUUUACUAUUAACUUUGAUGAGCACUACUGGAAAUAUAACUUUAGCAUCAGUCGCAUCAGUAUUGGGCUACUGUAUACUUCCUGUUGUUGGACUUGCUGGAUUAGGCAUUUUUACUAGUCUUCGUGGAACUGGUGGAUUGAUUCUUGCUGUACUUGCAGUUACAUGGGCUACUUUGUCAUCUUCACGACUUUUUGUAGCAAUGUCAGGUGACGAAAAGCAACGGCUUUUAAUAGCAUACCCGUGUCUUUUAUUAUAUGGUGUUUUUACAUUGAUUGUGAUUUUUUGAAGAUAAUAAUUUUGUAUCUUUUUUACAACCGAAUGCUAAAAUGAAUAAUAACUUAAUAAUGUUAGCUUAAAUAUUUUUCAAUAAAACUGAGAGUAGUCCAAUAAAAUUUAUUGUAACUCUUUUAAACUAAUUGUUUACUGAUUUUGAAUUAAAAAUGAGGCUUAUUUCAUUAAUCUCAUUCUUAGCUAUUAAAAAAAUAUCUUAUUUCUGUUAACUUCUAUAUGUGUUCUGUGAGCAUCUUAAUCAAUUUUUUUGUUUUACGAGGAACACGUUGAACUUUGAAAAUUGCAAAAAUUGGAAUUAGAAACAA
Phymastichus coffea is the source of this 1212-nucleotide messenger RNA. RefSeq names its product protein YIPF5 (gene Yip1d1). Lineage: Eukaryota; Metazoa; Arthropoda; Insecta; Hymenoptera; Eulophidae. Bases 120 to 902 code for a protein of 260 amino acids. Gene Ontology annotation, biological process: endoplasmic reticulum to Golgi vesicle-mediated transport; vesicle fusion with Golgi apparatus. The transcript has 2 exons. Gene Ontology annotation, cellular component: trans-Golgi network. The record is from RefSeq and is a predicted model, not a curated record.